This is a messenger RNA of Botrytis cinerea B05.10, 2433 nucleotides long. It is a transcript of the gene Bcgst17, whose product is annotated as Bcgst17. The transcript has 6 exons. NCBI's taxonomy places the organism in Eukaryota, Fungi, Ascomycota, Leotiomycetes, Helotiales, Sclerotiniaceae. Gene Ontology annotation, cellular component: cytoplasm. The record is from RefSeq and is a predicted model, not a curated record. Bases 134 to 2056 code for a protein of 640 amino acids.
AGUUCUGGCUUACAAAACUCCACUCUGACAAUCAAAACUAGGUCGGAUAGCGGCGACGCACCAAAGCAUCAUAUUACAGUAAAGCAGCGAGUGUUGUGUUUCCAAACACGCAUGUUCCGUGCUGCUUUUCAGAAUGGAUCAAGUUAAUUCAGGUCUUCACCAGCAGAUACCCACAACAUACAGACAAUUGCAGCCACAAGCAGAACAAGCUCUCCAGCAUGGCCAACCUCAUCUUCACCACCACACUCUUACAUCCCAGGCAGGACUCGAUCUGUCGGGCUUGGUCCAAGAUGAUAACAAUUCUGUCUAUCACCCAGACUUGAGAAGCUUGCAGGAUCCAAAUGCAGGACAUCCUAUUGCUCAUCAGUAUCCUUCUCCAAUCCCUUUCGAAAGAAAUAAUGGACACCCUCAAAUGCAUGUCCAGAAUCCUGGCAUUCAAAAUACUGGACUUCAAAAUAGCAUUCAAAAUAAUGGCAGCCCCCAUACCCCUCAACAGCAACAUCCUGGACCAGGACAAUUCGGAAUCUUGACUGCAGGUCCUUCUCUUCAUCAUAACCCAAUCGGCAGAUUGCAGCAAGGUUUGCCCCAAGAUUUGCAGCAAGAUGAUAAUUUAUUUGGCACACCCGAUGAAACAGAUCAGAAAAGCAUUGGACAUCAUUCUCACAAGAUUGUGCCCAAUCCUCCAGAUUUGGCGGCAUGGAGAGAGAAGUUAUUCAAUGUCAAUGAGAUGAUCACUUUGAGUGAAGAAGAGUAUAAUACGUAUUUUCCUCAUGUCGACAACGUUUACUCUCAUCGGUCGACUCAAAAGUACAAGCGCAAGCCAUUUGUUUCUCACUACUGGGAUUGUCGUCUCAAAGGUAGGCCGCCAGGAACUGCCAAAUCCGAUGAUCCAAACAAAAAGAAGCGAAAGCGCACUGCGCGAGAAAGAGAUCUUUGCGAUGUCAAAAUCAAGAUCACAGAGUACUUCCCGGGUGCUAUGUUACGGGCAGAUUUUCAACCAGAUGGAGGCGCAUCGGCAGAUCCAUCCCAAGCGAACAACUUUUUUGCGCAAGCUGGACCUCAUCAACAACAAUUUGCCCUUCCUCUCAACAAUAUCAAUAUCCCGCCAAAUCAUCCAGGCGCCACAGGCCAGCGAUACUAUGAAAUCCAGCGUGUCAAUGGAAACGGGGGCAAUGGCAAGGGUGAUGGCGUUGCGGGACCUCACAAGCAUGAUCUGGCGAGAAGUGAUGAGAUCAAAAAGAACAGUAUUCUUCGAUUUCUCCAAAAGCGAGAGAAGGAGGACAAAAAGACCCAGAAAACUUAUCACAAGAGAGCCAGUGGUCUAGCCUUGAGUACCGUGAAGAAACAUACCAAGGAGAAUGAUUUGAAGCUAUUUGGCAGUUGCUUUUGCCCUUUUGUUCAACGAGUUUGGAUUGCUUUAGAAGCCAAAGGUAUUCAGUAUCAAUAUAUUGAAGUUGAUCCAUACAAAAAGCCUCAAUCUUUGUUAGAGGUCAAUCCCAGAGGAUUGGUUCCUGCUAUUCGUCAUGGAGAUUGGGGCUGUGGUGAAAGUACUGUUUUGAUGGAAUACAUCGAAGACCUUCAAACCGGCCCACCUCUAUUUCCCCAGGAUGCGCGAGCUAAAGCUCAUAGCAGACUUUGGGCCGACCACAUGGAUCGUAAAAUUGUCCCCACAUUCUACGCACUCCUCCAAUCACAAAACUAUGAAAAGCAAGAAGAAUUGACCGCAAAACUUCGCGAUGAAAUCUCUCAGAUUGUAGACGUAUGCGAUCCUCAGGGUCCAUUUUUUCUCGGUCCAACGCUCACUUAUACCGAUGUUCAUUUUGCACCAUGGAUUCUCCGUUGCCGUCGUGUUCUUAAGCAUUAUCGAGAUUGGCAAGAUCCGCAACCGGGUAGUCGUUGGGCGAUCUGGUUUGAUGCGAUUGAGAAUAACGAGUUUGUCAAGGCGACGACCAGUGCAGAUGAAUUGUACAUUGAUUCUUAUGAGAGAUACGCGAUGAAUAGACCGGGAACAAGUGAGCUAGCGGAUGCGGUAAAUGGGGGUUUCAAUUUACCUUAGGAGCCCUUGGGGUGGGGUUUGGGAUGGAGUGGAAUGGAAUGGAGAGUGUAAAUAUGGUGGGGGAUGGGAUGAACCAAGAUAGAUGGGGUGGGAAAGGUAAUGAUUUUCUGUAAUGCAGUGUAACGUGAUGCGACGCAACGGAAGUUUACGGGCUGGUUACAACAUGAGAGGGGAGGUCAACAGAUUUCCUUUCAAGUUUUGUUGCCGAAUGGUAAAUUAUGAUUUUGAAUGUAAGACACUUCUGGUCGGGGGAAUUGGAACCAUCCUAAAGCUUUAUUGGUAAUUUGGAAUCCCUUUUUUAUAUCAUGAUAAUCCUAGUUUAGUUCAAUUGGUUGUUAAUGGUAGAAUAAUCAACAAUUCAGGAAUUUAUUCGAACA